AACAUAGAUAGUCUGUUAGCAACUACAAGAGUAAUAAGUUCAAAAACAUAUAAUCAAGAGACAGAUUGCGUUGAAAUAUCAAAAAGAGUUUGGCAGAGCAAUAAAAUUAAUAAAUACAUAUCACAAGAUUAUGCACUACAAGACAGUUACUCAGGUUAUAAAACUGAUGAAUAUAGGUUAGAAUUAAACUCAGAGGAAGAAACACCUCCUGAUCCUUUUUAUAAUUAUGAUUUAAAAGCAGCAUCGGGAAUGAGAAAUGCAUUCGAUUUAAUAUACAUAUGUGAAAAAAAAAACACAAGAAUUUUUGAACAUGAUGAGACUAAUUUAGUUGAUAUUAAUAACAAACGAGUUUUAUAUAAGUGUCAAAAAGUUAAUAUGCAAGAUGAAUCAGUUGGACAAUCAAGCAAUACUUUCAAAAGCUCAAAAGUAUCUAAAUUUGGUAGAUCUUUACUUCGUAGCCCUGUUUGGAAGUGGUUUGAAGAAAUAUAUGUCGAUAAUACUCAGCAUGAUCAGUAUAAUGUUGAAAUAGCAGAUAAAAAGCUUUGUGAUACUAAAUACUCUGAAAAGACUGAGCAACAAACAACCAUUACAAAAGUAUUUGAAGCUUCUUUAUUGAAGCCAUAUAGCAUAACUGAACAAACCAUUCAUGAUAGGGCUAUUAUUGAAACUGUACCAAGUAGGAGAAAGAUUAAGAGUCUAAUUGAUGAGGAAUUUGAACAAAUCUGCUCUCAUCUGCGAGAUGACUUAUAUAAAGCUGAAACUGUAUCAUUAACUGCAGAUUUAUGGAUAGUGCAUUCGUGUAAUAGUUAUUUAGGCAUAACAAUAAUGUGGAUUAAUAAAAUGUUCAAACUAAAUGAAGCUAUUUUAGCAGUUACUUCUCUUAAAUAUUCGCAUACUACUGAUGCAAUUGCGAAAUAUAUUGAAGAUCUCAAACCUUACAUUAAAAUACUUGCAAGUUCACUUACUGUUCAGCAGGAGAAAGAUGCAAUCGCAAAUAGAAAAUGUCUAAAAGCAAUUAUGAUUACUGAGGAUGAGUGGAGUAUAGUUGCUAAUAUAAUUAAAAUUUUAAAACCUUUUAAUGAUAUAACGAAUUAUAUUUCAGGCAGUUCAUACCUGACUAUGAGCAUUAUUUAUCUGAUGAUGAGCACUCUUUGGAAUACUUUACUGAAAAAAUUUGAAAAUGAAGAUAUUAACGAUAAUUUUAUAGAUGAACAGAUAGAAAUUAAUACUAGUUUAUUUGAUGAUGAGGAAGAAUUGAAUGAAGAUGCAGAACAAUUCAAGUCUCCA
Molecule: messenger RNA, 1287 nt
Organism: Scutellospora calospora
Lineage: Eukaryota; Fungi; Glomeromycota; Glomeromycetes; Diversisporales; Gigasporaceae
Source: the annotation of a GenBank genome assembly